AUGUCAGCAGACAGAAGAGAUGUGCAAGAGAAGGAACUUCUGAACCAUGCUGAUGGCAAGCAGCAAAGACUGUUACCCAGGAGAAGCAAUCAUACUGGAAACAUGCCUCAGUCUCAGCCUGAGAAGAAUUUCCAAGCAGCUAUUUGUCUGCUACUGGUGGAGUUGUGUGAGAGGUUCACGUUCUUUGGCAUUGUCUGCAACAUGAUCCUGUUUUGUACUGUCAAACUUGGCUAUCGCAACUACCAGGCAGCCAUUGUCAAUAUGUGCUUUGUGGGCACCUCCAUGUUAACACCAGUACUGGUUGGCUGGCUUGCAGAGUGUCUUGUGGGGAGGAUCAAGCUUGUGUGCAUCUGCAUGUUUCUACACUUCCUAGGCACAGCCCUACUACCUGUUGUGGCAUUCCCCUUUGAAGAUAUUUACAUUGACAGACGCCAUAUUCUUCACACGCUGACCAAAAAGGAGCAGAAAAUAGUAUUCUACUUUGCACUAUUAACAGCUAGCCUGGGAAUUGGAGGCAUAAGAGCUAUAGUUUGUCCACUGAGUGCAUAUAACCUUGAGGACUGUGGACUGAAGGAACUUCUUUCUUUUUUCAACUGGUUUUAUUGGCUGGUUAACUUAAAUUCAGCAGUUGUCUUUGUCAGCAUUUCUUAUAUCCAGCAAUCUGUGGCCAGGAACCUUGGUUUUCUUAUCCCAUUUGUAUCUGUCCUUAUGGCUAUGAUCACAAUUCACAUGAUGCGUGGUGAAAUGAUUUACAAACCCAAAACAGACAGUUCCCUCCUGACGACUUUUGGGGUAAUUGCUAGUGCACUGAAAACAUGCUGUGUCCGAUAUCGCUACUUUAGUGGAGGUGUGACAAACUGGUUAGAUCAUGCCAAGGAAAACUAUGGUGGUCGGUACAGUGAGACUCAGGUGGAAAGCACAAAAUCACUUGCCAGGCUCUUUCCAUUGUUUGCUUUCCAAAUUCUAUAUAGAACAUGUAUCAUGCAGAUUCCUUCAGGAUAUUAUCUCCAAACCAUGAAUUCCAACUUGAACUUCAGUGGAUUUAUUUUGCCAAUUGCAGCAAUGAAUGUGAUAAGCAUUGUACCGUUAUUAAUUCUUGUUCCUAUUUUGGAGUGCAUUAACUCAUGUCUCUUUAGUUUCAAGAAAAGUAGACAUUCUCCAACAAUUUACGUUGUUAUAGGUCAAUUAUCUGCUGCACUUUCUGUGAUGGUUGCUGGCAUCUCUGAAAUACACCGAAAGCAUUUUCCUCGGGUGGAACAGACUCUUUCCAAAGAGGUUCUCCUGGUCUCCUCCAUGCCUUGUUUCCACUUAGCUCCUCAGUACAUUUUACUUGGAGUGGCUGAAGCCUUGGUAACUCCCUCUUGUUCCUUACUAUCAUUCCGGCUUGUGCCAGAAAGAAUUCGAGGGAUUUCCAUGCAUUUUUUAACUCUCUUCAAUGGAGCUGGCUGCUUUAUGGGAGCUUUUAUUGUUCAGACAGUCCACACAGGCACUCGAGGCAACUGGUUUCCACACUUGUUGCAUGAAGGUAAAUUGGAGAGAUUCUUCUUCUUAUUGGCUUCCUUAAUGAUGGUGAACACCCUGGGAUUCUGGACCAUUGCACACAGAUACAACAAUCUGAAUCAGGAGUAUGCCAAAGAGUUCAGAGGAAGUCUUCCUGAAGAAAAAAUUUUGCAGAAUGAAAAAGCCAUCAAGUUUUAUGACAGUGUCCUGGACCGUUCUCCCAUUUUGCCUCCUAUGGAGGCGACCUGAUAAAAUUGCACUCUUUUUAGGAAAUACAAUCAAAAUUUAGUCUAGCAGCUUUCUAAUGAAUAAUUAACCUGCAUACUUCAUUGGAACUACCAAUGUAUUUAUGAAUUACCUUAGCAAUAAUAAUGUUAUUUAUAGGUUUACAAAGUAAUAUAAGCAUCAUAAGAUUUGCUGUUGUAGGAUGCUGCACUGUCAUAAUGCACGUUGGGGACAAUGAGAGCUCACUGCUUAGCAUAGUUGAUGGAAAGAGGUUUUUAAUCUGUAUAGGGAGAUAGGUAUCCACAUGUAUUUGUAAUUAAUAAUGGUUCAAAAUGAAUAAACUCUUAUAUACAUUUGUUUAGCAAAUUAUUUUGUGACAGCAUCAUUUAAAAAGAAUUUUUUAGGUAGUAUUGACUGGUUGAUGCUUGCAAAUGUGGGAUACUUGCAUGGUCUUCCUGGCUCUGUUACUUAUCUGCUAUCCAAAUUUCAGCAGGUCACUUCUUUAAUUUUCCCUUCAGUGAAACAAGCACAGCUAGACUAACAUUCCUUGCAAAUUGCUUUGAGAUCUACCAAAAAAUAUACUAGAAGUUAUAUAGAGGGAACAAGCCCAUAAAGUCUGGCUUGAAAUGUUUAUGCUGAGGCAUCUUUUGGCAGAAGCACCAUGGGAUUUGUCAUCACUAAAGGAUGACAUACAGAGAAGUGCUAGUAGGAGAACUGGAGACUAGAAUUUUCUUACAUAAAAAUUACUAGUGGUAGCCCAGUUGGAGGGGGUGAAGGGAAAAGAGUGGGAAAGGGUAGAUGCAGUUGGAAGUGAGGGGAAAAAAUGAUUAGCGAGAAGUGUUUUGUCUAAAUAGUGCUAA
This is a messenger RNA of Dromaius novaehollandiae (emu), 2585 nucleotides long. RefSeq names its product solute carrier family 15 member 5 (gene SLC15A5). Gene Ontology annotation, cellular component: membrane. Gene Ontology annotation, biological process: transmembrane transport. The transcript has 9 exons. Gene Ontology annotation, molecular function: transmembrane transporter activity. The record is from RefSeq and is a predicted model, not a curated record. NCBI's taxonomy places the organism in Eukaryota, Metazoa, Chordata, Aves, Casuariiformes, Dromaiidae. The coding region runs from base 1 to 1749 and encodes 582 amino acids.